This is a messenger RNA of Solanum pennellii, 2248 nucleotides long. Its product is annotated as wall-associated receptor kinase-like 14. Gene Ontology annotation, biological process: protein phosphorylation. The transcript has 3 exons. The coding region runs from base 121 to 2160 and encodes 679 amino acids. Gene Ontology annotation, molecular function: ATP binding; protein kinase activity. NCBI's taxonomy places the organism in Eukaryota, Viridiplantae, Streptophyta, Magnoliopsida, Solanales, Solanaceae. The record is from RefSeq and is a predicted model, not a curated record.
AUUACUCCACCUUCUCACUAUUUUAUUUCUUCCCCAAUCCCCUUUCAUUCACUUUAUCAAUUUACCAAUUUUCUUUCUUCUUCGUUCUCCUCUUCCCCUGUUUCACAUGUCCUCAAAAACAUGAAUUUUCCUCUCCAUUUUACAACAAUUCUCUGUUUGUUUAUUCUCAAUUUUUCAUCAAAAACAGUUGUUGGAUCAAACUGUACCCAUUCAUGUGGAAACAGAUUACUUCCAUUUCCUUUUGGUUUCUCCCAUGGCUGCCCAAUUCAGCUUAACUGUACCUCAAAUGAAGAAAUUUUCAUGAAAGAUUUCCCAGUUCAAUCAGUAACUCCAGAUACCAUUUUAAUCAAUCUUUUAGCAAAAUGCAGCCGACCAUUUUCAGCAAUUCACAAUCUUUUUAGCCCAAAUUACGCACCCACUUCAAAAAACGGUAUACUUUUCCAGAAUUGCAGUUCUUCACAGUCUAGCUGUUUGAUUCCAUCUACGAUGAUACAAACCCAUUUUGACAUUCUUGAUUGUGGUAAAGAAAACAUGAGCUGUUAUUCUGAGCCGAAUAGUGUGAACAAUUUCAUCAAUUUGAAGAAUUUGUCGAAAACAGGGUGUGGCUCUCUGUUUUCUGCAAUUUCUGUGGAGUCGACGGGGAAUAGCUCGGCUGUUUCGUUGGAUGUUCAGGUGGUUCAAUUGGGGUGGUGGGUACAUGGACAUUGCCGGUGUUCUUCUAAUGCGAAUUGUACUAAAAUCUCUUCCCCCAUUAAUGGAAAACAGGGAUAUCGGUGUCAGUGCUUUGAAGGGUUCAUCGGAGAUGGCUUCUUAGCCGGCUCCGGCUGCCGGAAAGAUGAAACAACAUGCAACCCUUCAAAGUACCUAUCAGGCAAAUGUGGAGGAACCACAAGAGUUGGUGUACUUGUUGGAGGUAUUGUAGCAGGUGCUUCGUUAAUGGUUAGUGUAGGCCUAAUAUGCUGCUUUAUUCGACGAAGAUUGAAUUUCCAAAACAGAACAAGAAGAAGCCGCGAGUUAUGUGAGACUACAGGGAUCAUCAUCCCGGUUUAUCAGUACAAAGAAAUGGAAAAAGCAACUGAUUUCUUCUCUGAGAAACGGAGACUAGGAAAUGGCGCGUAUGGAACAGUUUAUUCUGGAAAACUUCAAAAUGAAAAUUGGGUAGCUAUCAAAAGAAUUAGACACACACAUACUGAUAGCAUUGAACAAUUCAUCAAUGAAAUCAAGCUCCUUUCCUCUGUCAAUCAUCCAAACCUCGUUCGUCUCUUAGGCUGCUCAAUCGAAAAUGGUGAACAGAUACUCGUUUAUGAAUACAUGCCUAAUGGAACUUUGUCACAACAUAUACAAAGAGAAAAAGGGAACGGGCUUCCAUGGCCGGUUCGUCUUACAAUUGGUGCAGAAACUGCACAAGCUAUAGCUUAUUUGCAUAAUGCAAUGCAUCCUCCAAUAUAUCACAGAGAUGUUAAGUCAAGUAAUAUACUCUUGGAUUACAAUUACAAGUCAAAAGUAGCAGAUUUUGGACUAUCAAGACUCGGUUUGGUUGAAUCGUCUCACAUUUCUACUGCACCACAAGGAACUCCGGGAUAUCUAGAUCCUCAGUAUCAUCAGAACUUUCAGUUGUCUGAUAAGAGCGAUGUUUAUAGUUUUGGUGUUGUUCUUGCUGAGAUCAUAACAGGACUAAAAGCAGUAGACUUUGCUCGUCCUCAAGACGAAAUAAACUUGGCUGCACUUGCUAUUGACAGAAUAGGAAAGGGAAACUUGGAUGAAAUUAUCGAUCCAUUUAUCGAGUUACAUAUGGAUGCUUGGACACUUUCAUCUAUUCACAGAGUAGCAGAGUUGGCAUUCAGGUGUCUGGCAUUUCAUCGCGAUAUGAGGCCAUCGAUGAUGGAAGUAGCGAUUGAAUUGGAACAACUUAGGCUAAGUAGAUGGACGAAUUCGGAAGACAACAUCACAGGUUCAUCAGAGGGAUCUUCCAUUUCAUCAACUUCAGAUGCAAGUGAAAAACCAUUGAAUCUUUCCAUUAACAAGAAGCAAGAAAUUGAUAUAUUUUCGACAGAGUGUAAAAUAAUAAAGGAUUAUUCCCCUGUAUCAGUACAAGAUCCAUGGAGUAGUGAGCAAAGUUCUCCAUCUUGUAGUAGUUUGCUUAAUCAUAUAGUUAAGUAAUUAAAUUAUGUAAAGGAUUAAAUUUCUUCAUUGUAAUUUACUUACAAGAACAUUUAGCAGUCGAAAAUGUAGUAAUACAUAUGGCAAA